Messenger RNA from Odocoileus virginianus texanus, 3049 nucleotides. The record is from RefSeq and is a predicted model, not a curated record. NCBI's taxonomy places the organism in Eukaryota, Metazoa, Chordata, Mammalia, Artiodactyla, Cervidae.
GUUCCACGUCAGUCAGUCGUCUGGUCAGCGGGUCGGUGGGUUUCUCUAGGACCGCUUGGUCUGUAGCGAGUGAGGGCGCCAGGCCUCGGACCGUCGGAGCCAUGCCUCUGCGACUUGAUAUCAAGAGAAAACUUACUGCUCGAUCGGAUCGAGUUAAGAGUGUGGAUUUGCAUCCUACAGAGCCAUGGAUGUUGGCGAGUCUUUACAAUGGUAGCGUGUGCGUUUGGAAUCAUGAAACACAGACACUGGUGAAAACAUUUGAAGUAUGUGAUCUUCCUGUCCGAGCUGCAAAGUUUGUUGCAAGGAAGAAUUGGGUUGUAACAGGAGCGGAUGACAUGCAGAUUAGAGUGUUCAAUUACAACACUCUGGAGAGAGUUCAUAUGUUUGAGGCACAUUCAGACUAUAUUCGCUGUAUUGCUGUUCAUCCAACCCAGCCUUUCAUUCUAACCAGCAGUGAUGACAUGCUUAUUAAACUCUGGGACUGGGAUAAAAAAUGGUCUUGCUCACAAGUGUUUGAAGGACACACCCAUUAUGUAAUGCAGAUUGUGAUCAACCCUAAAGAUAACAACCAGUUUGCCAGUGCUUCUUUGGACAGGACAAUCAAGGUGUGGCAGCUGGGCUCAUCAUCACCAAACUUCACUCUGGAGGGACAUGAAAAAGGCGUGAAUUGCAUUGAUUACUACAGUGGUGGUGACAAGCCAUACCUCAUCUCAGGAGCAGAUGACCGUCUUGUGAAAAUAUGGGACUAUCAGAACAAAACUUGUGUACAGACACUGGAGGGACAUGCCCAAAAUGUGUCUUGUGCCAGUUUUCAUCCUGAGCUGCCAAUUAUCAUCACAGGUUCAGAAGAUGGAACCGUGCGUAUUUGGCAUUCAAGCACCUAUCGCCUUGAGAGUACUUUGAAUUAUGGAAUGGAGAGAGUAUGGUGUGUGGCCAGCCUGCGAGGGUCCAAUAACGUUGCUUUGGGCUAUGAUGAAGGGAGCAUCAUUGUUAAGCUUGGUCGGGAGGAACCUGCCAUGUCCAUGGAUGCCAAUGGAAAGAUAAUCUGGGCCAAACAUUCAGAAGUCCAGCAGGCCAACCUAAAAGCAAUGGGAGAUGCUGAAAUUAAAGAUGGAGAAAGACUGCCACUGGCAGUAAAAGAUAUGGGCAGUUGUGAAAUAUACCCUCAGACUAUUCAGCAUAAUCCUAACGGGCGGUUUGUUGUGGUAUGUGGUGACGGCGAGUACAUCAUCUACACGGCGAUGGCGCUGAGGAACAAGAGCUUUGGGUCUGCCCAGGAGUUCGCGUGGGCCCACGAUUCUUCAGAAUACGCAAUAAGAGAGAGCAACAGUGUUGUAAAGAUAUUUAAGAACUUUAAGGAAAAAAAAUCAUUUAAACCAGACUUUGGAGCUGAAAGUAUCUACGGAGGCUUCUUACUGGGAGUCAGGUCUGUAAAUGGCUUAGCUUUCUAUGACUGGGAAAAUACCGAACUCAUACGCAGAAUUGAAAUUCAACCCAAACACAUUUUCUGGUCUGACUCUGGAGAGCUAGUCUGUAUUGCAACUGAGGAGUCAUUUUUUAUCCUUAAAUAUCUGUCGGAAAAAGUCUUGGCUGCACAGGAAACACAUGAAGGAGUUACUGAAGAUGGCAUUGAAGAUGGUUUUGAGGUAAUUGCAUCAGUAAAACUUUAGCUUUGUUUUUAAAUGAAUUAUGUACUUACAGCUGAACUUCACUCAUUGGAACAUUUUAUUAGGACGAUGUAUCUCCUGGGCUAUAUUCCUAAAGACAACAGGCUUUAUCUGGGGGAUAAGGAACUGAACAUCGUUAGCUACUCCCUGCUGGUUUCAGUGCUGGAGUACCAGACGGCCGUCAUGCGGAGGGACUUCAGCAUGGCCGAUAAGGUCCUUCCAACCAUCCCGAAAGAGCAGAGGACCAGAGUUGCACACUUCUUGGAAAAGCAGGGCUUCAAGCAGCAAGCUCUUACAGUAUCCACAGACCCUGAGCAUCGCUUUGAACUUGCUCUUCAGCUUGGAGAACUAAAAAUUGCAUACCAGUUAGCAGUGGAAGCAGAGUCAGAACAGAAGUGGAAACAGCUUGCUGAACUUGCCAUUAGUAAAUGCCAGUUUGGCCUAGCCCAGGAGUGCCUGCAUCAUGCACAGGACUAUGGGGGUCUGUUGCUUUUGGCCACCGCCUCUGGUAAUGCUAGUAUGGUGAACAAGCUAGCGGAGGGCGCAGAGAGAGAUGGCAAGAAUAAUGUGGCAUUCAUGAGCUACUUUUUACAGGGCAAGCUUGAUGCUUGCCUGGAGCUCUUGAUUAGAACUGGACGACUGCCAGAAGCUGCCUUCCUGGCACGGACUUACCUACCCAGUCAGGUUUCAAGGGUGGUGAAACUCUGGAGAGAAAACCUCUCAAAAGUCAAUCAGAAAGCAGCAGAAUCCCUUGCUGAUCCAACAGAAUAUGAAAACCUUUUCCCUGGAUUAAAGGAAGCCUUUGUUGUAGAAGAAUGGGUGAAGGAAACGCAUGCUGACCUGUGGCCGGCCAAACAGUACCCACUUGUCACACCAAAUGAAGAAAGAAAUGUUAUGGAAGAGGCGAAAGGCUUUCAGCCCUCAAGAUCUGUAGCUCAGCAGGAACCUGAUGGGAAACCUCCUUCUCCUACUCCUGUUAUUGUGACCUCCCAGACAGCCAACAAAGAAGAGAAGAGUUUACUUGAGCUGGAAGUAGAUCUGGAUAAUUUGGAAUUAGAAGAUAUUGACACAACAGAUAUCAACCUGGAUGAAGAUAUUUUGGACGACUAAAUAAUGUUUCCCGUUUACUUAACUAAACAGAUCAUUAUUAUGGACAGGUAUCGAUCAUCACCCUGACCACCAUGCUUUGGACUCUGAGAAACUCCUUAAUUUUUUUAUAUGUAGACGCUGCUGCCCACUAGGAACAGAAUGCCUUCAUCUUUGGAGGAGUUUAUGUGCAGCAUCUAAAUCACUGUUCCCUUAUUAACUAAAACAGCUGUGGGCUUUGAUUUUUUUCAUACUGUCAUUGGACCAUAUCUCAUAAAAUCUUUUGAAUUAAUGAA